Messenger RNA from Plasmodium vivax (malaria parasite P. vivax), 4749 nucleotides. RefSeq lists its product as hypothetical. The transcript has a single exon. NCBI's taxonomy places the organism in Eukaryota, Apicomplexa, Aconoidasida, Haemosporida, Plasmodiidae. Bases 1 to 4536 code for a protein of 1511 amino acids. The record is from RefSeq and is a predicted model, not a curated record.
AUGAAGCUCCUGCGAUCUCUGGGGCGCCACCUCAGGGGCCCCCCACAAAUUCCAAGGUCCAGGCGGGCAAUACAAAAAACGAGCGGUGCCCUCCUGGGGAACAGUUACGUGCACCUCUCAACAACGCGCGAAUGGGUGAAAGGGGAGGAAGAGGGAGAAGGCAGGCUCGGCAAUCCUCAGGGGGUCAUCCCCAUCGGUAGCAGUGGGAAUCACCUUAUGAAUCCCCCCCCGAGGGGCCUCAAACCGAGGAAGGUGUCUCCCCCCGCGUCUCACUCACAGCAUGGGAGCUCCACGGAAACAGACGCAGUGAAGAAGACGAUAGAACACCUCAUGCGAAGGAACUCGCAGGGCACCCUAAACGGUGCGGUCUUCCAAAUCCUCUCCCUAAUUAACCAACACAAGAAAAAUAAAGACGUGUACAUAGACAGAAGAAUUCUGAUUGCCUUCCACAAAUUGUUAAUAAAAAAAAAAUACCAUUUGAAUGUCUCCAAGGGGAGCAUAUGCGACGACCUUCACCCGACCAUUUUUGAUUACAUCCACCACAAUGUCAAUCUGCAUUUGAAGCAUUAUCACUUGAGCAACGUCAGCGAGUUGCUUCCCGGAGUGGCUAAGUACCUGCACAGGGUGAACCCCAGUGAAAGCACCAAGCAGUUAAUUAAGAACAUUUUUUUUUUUCACUUCUUUUCUCACUUUAAUAAUUUUUACUACACUCGGGGAAGGGGCACUCCAGGCUCGUUUUCUGAUGGGGGUGCAUUCCUGAAGAAGAGCGGGCACAUCUGCGAAAGGGAGGAGCUUCUGGGAAAGCCCCCAAACGGGAGGGACCUUCCGGAAAGGCUCCCAAUCGGGGGGGAGCUUCCCAAGGGGGGCACUCCCACUGAGGAUUGUCCCCCCCCCGGGGAGAGGAACCCUUCUGGGAGAGCAGCACACCAGUUGGAGGCCCCUCCAAAUGGAAGACUCACCGAACGGCCGCCUAAACAAAGCAACCACUGCGGCCAUCCAAACCAGAGGGACCAAGACACCUUUAGGCACCUCAACAGUUACGUCCUUUUUCUGAGCAACCACCCGAGGUACGCCUCGGAGAAGGUCCUGCACACCAUUUCGUUGCUCGCGAAUAAAGUUACCCAAGUAAACGUGAGCCCCCAAUUGGCUCUCUCCUUUCUCUCCUCGAGUGUGAGUCUCUUUGAUAAGCAGAAGGGCGACAGGCGGAGGUUUCUCCUACACAGAGGAGUGAACUACCAUGUGUUGCACGCUGUUAUAAAGGGGUGGAACGAGCAGGUGUGUGGGGGGGCCCUUUCUGGGGAGGAUCAACCCAGAGGCGUUCUCCUGAACGAAGCAAAGAAUGCACCCCCGUCCGUCGUGCCAAACUUGUGGGCCUACUCACACAUAAUUAACGCUUUGAAAAUCCUAAAGGUGAGACAUUUCCUUUCCCCCAAGUUUUCCUUUUCGGGGGAGGCGGAAGGGUGUCUAGUGAAGCUCUUCAGUGGUGCGAUGGGCCUCUUGGGGGGGUUCACUGGACACGUCCGUGCGUCCCUCACGAUGGGGGAGGAAUGCGCCUCUGCUGGCACGCUGGAGGAAUGCGCCUCUGCUGGCAUGCUGGAGGAAUGCCCCCCUCCUGACAGGCUGAAAGAAUGCACCCCUCACUGGAGCGCCACCCCCACGCAGAACGAGCUCAACAGCAUUGCAACCAUCUACGUCAACAUGGCAAUCCUCCUCCAAGAAGUGAAAAAUAGGGGCACCCUCCGAUCGUCACUUACGCAGACGAUGAACAGCUGCUACAGCAUUGUGAGUGUUUACCACCCCAUGCUACACGAAAAUAUGAGCAUCAAUCUAGUCAGGGGGAUCUACCACCAGAUGGCAGCUUACACAGAUGUGAGCUCGUUUAGCGGUUGCUUCUACCAAAUGGAGGAAGCAGAGGGGGGAAGAGACUCCCCCACCUGUGGGGACUUCCAAUCAAGGAAAGGCAAAACACCCAUGGUGCCUACACAUUUGUUACAUCUCCUCAAAGAGGUAACCAACUGUCUUCUCUUUCCUAGUAGGGAGGAGAGAAAGCUACCCACGAACAAGCUCAUAACAGUUCUUCAGUACCUGCAUAAGGCACACACAAUUUGCCUCCCCUUCACCAACAGUGAAACGCUGAAGGGGUGCAUUUUAAGCCUCUUACGGGAAAUUGGGAAGCACAUCGAAAGCGAAGAAGCAGUCGUUUCCAAGCACCACCUGUUAAUGUUCAUCAAUGUAGAUCUCUCUCACCGGGGUGGCCAACUGAACGUCCCGCUGCUCCACGCAUGCGUCAGUCGCCUGGAGGAGGGCGCUUCCAACCUCUUCGAAAACGAGGCGGAGAUCAUUUUGUUCCUCUCCUUUCUCAAGCGGUUCCGCGAGGCCACAAACGUUUGCAGCAGCUUCACCAGGAGUGAGGACCCCAGCCAGCAUGAGGAGACGUUCCUCUUCUCCGGAGAGGCCCCUACCAACCGCAGUUUAGAGGAGCUCAACAGAAUGGUCACCCGACUGGCAGAUAAAGUCACUCGUGUAGUGUUCUUCCCCAGGGACGGCACAACGGCGAGCCCCCCCGGGUUGGCGGUCACUUCACCCAACGCGGCCACUUCUCUCAACUCAGCCACUUCGCCGAAAUCGGCCACUUCGCCAAACUGGUUUAACCAGACACCCCCCACAAAAGGGGUCCCAAGAGUGCACCCCCUCAAAGUGUACUUCCUGGCGUACGAGCACAUCUCCCCAAAUGAGCCAAGUGAAGAACCCGUAAAGGAGGCGCUACUCAACCAGUUAACACACCUCAUGCAGCUUCAAAAGGGGCAGCUGACCGAGGAGGACUUCUUUUCCAUUCUGUCUGCCCUGCUGAAGCAUAAGAUUGUGGAGCACGAUGCCUACUUGCUGUAUGCCUCCUUUUUGCAGUCGCGUGGUGGGUCCAUCCAAGUGAAGUUUGUCUCCUUGGUGUUGAAGCGAAUUUUGGAGGAGAUAUCCCUGGGGGACCCCCUAAGGAUGUGCCCACAUGGUGCGCCACCCCAAGCGGGUGUAACCCCCCCACUGAUGUCCAUCAUAACCACGUCAAGCGAUCUCAUCCUGCAGGAUAAGAAGUUCCGAGAGAAUUUCCCCCUUUUCAAGGAGGUCCUGCACGUUUAUCUCGAGAGGUACCCAUGCUUUGGAGAGAUCGCUCCCCAAUUUAAUCUCUUCCUGUUGGACCACUUCCACAACUUUGUGGGUACACUGGAACACUUGAAUGGGCACGAGAUCGCCACACUGGUUUACCACGUGGCUAGCUUUUACUAUACAGUUAGUAAGCUCUCAAUCGAACGGUUCGGUGCAUGCGGGAUCAAAAUGGACUCAAGUUGCGAAAGGGUUGCAAAUGAGUGGGGGGAAAAAAAGGAGCACGCAGGAGGUGGGGGAGACUCCCAUGUGAACAGUCAGAGGGAGAACACCACCACCCCCUCGGGGGAAAACAAAGUUACCCCUUACAGCGAGCAGGACAUGGGCAGGAAACUGCUCCAGCAGCUUCACUCCCUCUUGGAUGCGUUAUACAAGGAGGAGCUAAAACGUCGGGCGUGCAACGAUCAGAUGAACUUACCACUCAGCACCACUGUCCGAGUGUUCCUCUCUUUGAAGAAUGCCAAGGUGAGGCACAGCGACUUGAUGCGUGUGCUCUCCGAAAGGUGCAUCUCCGCCAUGUUCUUCCAACGGGGGGUUAUGAACCUAGAGCUGCAGAUUCGAUUCCUUAACAGCGUGGUGUUUCUGGACUACCUCAAUGCCGUUGAUGAGGCAUUUCUACGCUUGGCUCGGUGUCACCCGCAAGCAGCCCACACCGCUUCUACACAGGGGCAACACAUCCUUUAUGCGCACUUCCAGCAACUGCCCAGACGAGCAAUACACACGCCAAACAUUUCGACGUACCUUCUCAACUUCGUCUCCAUCCUGGAGUAUCUACCCCUCGAGCAUCAGAGAGAGGGAAGCCGGAGGGCCGCCCUCUGGCUCUGUGAGCUCCUUCGGGUGUUCUUUCGUAAGGAAGUGGAGCGUUCCACGGAAGGUUCUAGGGGGAGCGGCAAGGAGAGCGUCAAGGAGAGCGUCAAGGAGAGCGGCAAGGAGAGCGGCAAGGAGAGCGUCAAGGAGAGCGUCAAGGAGAGCGUCAAGGAGAGCGUCAAGGAGAGCGUCAAGGAGAGCGUCAAGGAGAGCGGCAAACUGCGUUCUUGCUACUCCCCCCCCCCAACCAACCUCGACAAGCGAAACGCCGUUCUGCUCCUCGCCCUCCUGCACCUGGGCAGCCACUCGCCGCUCAACAUCUCGGCCCUCCCCCUGAAGUUCCUGCAGCAGUUUUACAGCCACUUCAUUCUGAGCGAAUUCGCUCACCUGGGUGGGGGUUCCACUGUGCGCUCCUCCUCCACCCACCGGAGCAUUUACAAUUUUGUGGAGGCCUAUCUGAGGAGGGAGUUCCCCCGCUGUGAUAUUUACAACGAAGAGGAGGUGCUCCUCUUCAGGGUGGACCUGGUCAUCCUGGAGAGGCGGCACAGUGGUGUUUCUACAUGUGUGUGCUGAUGUAGGGGCAUUGGUGCGAAUGUGCAUUUUUUUUUUUUUUUUUGGAGAGGCAGCAAUGUGACAUCGCCUUGGGGAGGGUUCUCUCCUCCCCCGCGUCACCACCAACUGAUCAACCUGAGUUACGUUUUGAAGCCUCCACGGGUGGGAUGCCCAACGGGGAUGGCACUGCGAGGAAUACCCCUUCGGCUGCUAUAAAGGUGCUCUUCAGCCGCU